AUGCAACGCUUCAUGCUGAGGGUUCCGCAGACGAACUUUUCGCGACCACGGUGGUCUUCUUUCUUCUUCACGCGACGACUGCAAUCUACUGCUGCCACUGCGGGUGAUGUGGGGUGGCAGGCUCCCGCAACAAACAGGUCCGUGGCACAUUGGUUGUACUUUUCAGCCGCUAUGGUGGGUGGUGUUGUUGUAAUUGGCGGCGUUACGCGCCUCACAGAGAGUGGACUAAGCAUAGUAGACUGGAAGCCGGUAACGGGCGUGCGGCCACCCAUGACGCAGAAGGAGUGGGAGGAGGAGUUCGCCCGGUAUCAAAACUUCCCUGAGUUCAAGCAGAAGGACACGAUGAGUUUGGACGAAUUCAAAUUCAUCUUCUUCUGGGAGUGGGCCCACCGAGUGCUGGCGCGCAGUCUGGGCAUUGUCUACGGCGCUCCCAUGCUGUACUACUUCUGCAAGGGGCGGUUCAAGGGGCAGUCGGCCCUCGCCGCGUCCAUCAUCGGCAUUCUCGCACUGGGCGGUGCGCAGGGCGGAAUGGGAUGGUAUAUGGUGCGCAGCGGCCUCGACCCGCGCCUGCUGGACGAGAGGCGCAAGGCGACGGUCUCGGCGUACCGCCUGGCCUCACACCUAGUGCUUGCCUUCACCAUUUACGCCUGUAUGAUGCGUAUUGGCUUCGCGCUUAAGAUGCCGAAGGCGAUCAACUUCCAUGGCAAGUUACCGAUACAAGCACUGGCGCGGCUCUCCUUUGCUCUUGUUUUCUGUACUGUUGUUUCCGGGGCCUUUGUGGCUGGAUUGGACGCUGGCCUAUUGUACAACGAUGAGUUUCCGUGGAUGGGUGGCGGCUGGGUGCCCCCACGCGAUCAUCUUGUCACGGUGAAGCCUUUGUGGCUUAACGCCCUUGAAAACCCUGCUGCAGCGCAAACGUGGCAUCGUUUGAUGGCUGCUGCUAGCACAAUCUCUAUUUUGAGUCUUAACGCGGCUUGUGUUCGGCGUGGUGUGGUACUUCCAAGGAUGCUGCAGCGCAGCAUGGUUGCUGUCAAUGGCAUUCUUGCACUGCAGGUGGGAUUGGGCAUAUGGACCGUUGUUUCCUACGUGGACAUUCCCGUUGCGACGGGGCACCAGCUGGGGUCGCUGCUCCUGCUGACGUCCCUUAUCCGCGUCUGCGCUGUGCUCGGGUCUCGCGGGCUGGUCUUGGCGUGA
This is a messenger RNA of Trypanosoma grayi, 1194 nucleotides long. Its product is annotated as cytochrome oxidase assembly protein. The record is from RefSeq and is a predicted model, not a curated record. Gene Ontology annotation, cellular component: mitochondrial inner membrane. The transcript has a single exon. Gene Ontology annotation, molecular function: oxidoreductase activity, acting on NAD(P)H, heme protein as acceptor. Lineage: Eukaryota; Euglenozoa; Kinetoplastea; Trypanosomatida; Trypanosomatidae. Bases 1 to 1194 code for a protein of 397 amino acids. Gene Ontology annotation, biological process: heme A biosynthetic process.